Messenger RNA from Tetrahymena thermophila SB210, 822 nucleotides. RefSeq lists its product as hypothetical. The record is from RefSeq and is a predicted model, not a curated record. The transcript is spliced from 9 exons. Gene Ontology annotation, molecular function: protein binding. Lineage: Eukaryota; Ciliophora; Oligohymenophorea; Hymenostomatida; Tetrahymenidae. Gene Ontology annotation, biological process: positive regulation of MHC class I biosynthetic process; positive regulation of transcription by RNA polymerase II; inflammatory response.
AUGGGUGCAUCAGGUUUAGGUUCUGGUUUAGCAAAAUGCAUUAAUCUCUCAAAUUUGACACUUAACCUUCAUAACAAUAAAAUUGGUGAUGAAGGUGCAUCAUGCUUAGGUUCUGGUUUAGUAAAAUGCAUUAAUCUCUCAAAUUUGACACUUAACCUUUGUAAAAAUUAAAUUGGUGAUGAAGGUGUAUCAGGCUUAGGUUCAGCUUUAGCAAAAUGCAUUAAUCUCUCAAAUUUGACACUUUACCUUAAUAACAAUGAAAUUGGUGAUGAAGGUGCAUCAGGCUUAUAUUCAGCUUUAGCAAAAUGCAUUGAUCUCUCAAAUUUGACACUUAACCUUUUGUGUAAUUAAAUUGGUGAUAAAGGCGCAUCAGGCUUAGGUUCAGCUUUAGCAAAAUGCAUUGAUCUCUCAAAUUUGACACUUGACCUUCUUAGCAAUUAGAUUGGUGAUGAAGGUGCAUCAGGCUUAGGUUCAGCUUUAGCAAAAUGCAUAAAUCUCUCAAAUUUGAAACUUAAUCUUUGUUGCAAUUAAAUUGGUGAUGAAGGUGCAUCAGGCUUAGGUUCAGCUUUAGCAAAAUGCAUUAAUCUCUCAAAUUUGGAACUUAGCCUUGGUAACAAUAAAAUUGGUGAUGAAGGUGCAUCAGGCUUAGGUUCAGCUUUAGCAAAAUGUAUUAAUCUCUCAAAUUUGACACUUGACCUUCAUGGAAAUUAAAUUGGUGAUGAAGGUGCAUCAGGCUUAGAUUCAGCUUUAGCAAAAUGCAUUAAUCUCUCAAAUUUGGAACUUAGCCUUGGGUAAAAAUAGUUUAUUUGUUUUUAAUUGUGA